Messenger RNA from Didymodactylos carnosus, 222 nucleotides. NCBI's taxonomy places the organism in Eukaryota, Metazoa, Rotifera, Eurotatoria, Philodinida, Philodinidae. The record is from the annotation of a GenBank genome assembly.
AUGACUGAUGAUCAGAACAAUAUUAAUCUCGUAACAAAUAUAAAUAAUCCAACGACUCCGAUUCACCAUUAUUUUGUAUUUUCGUUAAUCUCGUCAAUCUUCUUGUGUUCGGCAUCUGGUAUUGUUGCAUUGGCAUAUAGUUUGAAAUCAUCAGCUAAAGCUGAUGCCAAAUUUUCAGAUAAAGCACGCCUUUAUUCACGUCGUGCUAAAAUAUGGAAUUAA